This is a messenger RNA of Dama dama (fallow deer), 1315 nucleotides long. RefSeq names its product defective in cullin neddylation 1 domain containing 5 (gene DCUN1D5). Gene Ontology annotation, molecular function: cullin family protein binding; ubiquitin conjugating enzyme binding; ubiquitin-like protein binding. The transcript has 8 exons. Gene Ontology annotation, cellular component: ubiquitin ligase complex. Gene Ontology annotation, biological process: protein neddylation; positive regulation of ubiquitin-protein transferase activity. Bases 324 to 1037 code for a protein of 237 amino acids. Lineage: Eukaryota; Metazoa; Chordata; Mammalia; Artiodactyla; Cervidae. The record is from RefSeq and is a predicted model, not a curated record.
ACGAUCCGCAUCCGGGUCAGGCAGCACCUCUGGCUGUCGGAGUGUGUGACUGGCGGUAGUGCCGCGCCGUUUGCGUUCUCUUGCCGGUCUGAUCCGCCGAAGUGCUUGCAGGCGGGGAGCCCCCGCGGCCUUGCGCUGAGAAGGACGGGCAGGGGACCUGGGAGCGAGCGGCGGCCGGGCUGCGCCGCUCGGGGGCGGGCUGGCGGUUCUGCUCCUUCGCUCGCUGCUGUCUCUGGGAAGCGGGAGCCAGCCCUGAGGAGUCCUCCGCAGGCAGCGACCCCCUUCCCCGGCUCGCCUGCCCGCCCCGCCGGGGAGGGCGGAAGAUGCCGGUGAAGAAGAAGAGAAAAUCUCCUGGGGUGGCAGCGGCAGCGGCGGAAGACGGAGGCCUCAAAAAGUGUAAAAUCUCCAGCUAUUGCAGAUCCCAACCCCCUGCUAGACUAAUAAGUGGAGAGGAACAUUUUUCAAGCAAGAAGUGCCUGGCUUGGUUUUAUGAGUAUGCAGGUCCUGAUGAAGUUGUAGGGCCAGAAGGAAUGGAAAAAUUUUGUGAAGACAUUGGUGUUGAACCUGAAAAUAUUAUUAUGUUAGUUUUAGCGUGGAAAUUGGAGGCUGAAAGCAUGGGAUUUUUUACCAAGGAAGAAUGGUUAAAGGGGAUGACUUCAUUACAGUGUGACUGCACAGAAAAGUUACAGAACAAAUUUGACUUUUUGCGCUCACAGUUGAAUGAUAUUUCUUCAUUUAAGAAUAUUUACAGAUAUGCCUUUGAUUUUGCAAGGGAUAAAGAUCAGAGAAGCCUUGAUAUUGAUACUGCUAAGUCUAUGUUAGCUCUUCUCCUUGGGAGGACAUGGCCACUGUUUUCCGUAUUUUACCAGUACCUAGAGCAAUCAAAGUAUCGAGUUAUGAACAAAGAUCAGUGGUACAAUGUGUUAGAAUUCAGCAGAACAGUCCAUGCUGAUCUUAGUAACUAUGAUGAAGAUGGUGCUUGGCCUGUUCUUCUUGAUGAAUUUGUUGAGUGGCAUAAAGUUCGUCAAGCAUCAUAGCAAGAAGUAUUGUGAAGAAAAUGCAAACCUUUUGAUCCUGACGUGUGUACAGGCUAAUGAGAUGAGGGGAAAAAAAAACCUAAGGGGUGCAUUUUCAUUCAUAUGAAAGACUUCUCAUAGUACUUUUUUUUCCUUUUUUUUUUAAAGGAAGUUUUCUUGUUACAUGUUAUGGGCAUUGAGCCACACCUCUUCUGAGACUGAAUAUUGAAGUUUUUGUUUUGAGUUAUGUUUAUAACAUUUAUUUCAGAACAAUAAAGAUUCAGAUUUGUGACAAAGGC